Molecule: messenger RNA, 461 nt
Organism: Dentiscutata heterogama
Lineage: Eukaryota; Fungi; Glomeromycota; Glomeromycetes; Diversisporales; Gigasporaceae
Source: the annotation of a GenBank genome assembly
UAUGAAAGCUGAAGUUUUGAAAGGUGUUAAUAUAUUGUUUACACAUGUUAUUCCAACUAGCCAAAAGAAAGAAAGUGCUGAAAUAUGGAUUUUGGCCAAAGAAUUUGGUGCAGAGUGUUCUGACGGUUGGAAUAGUCAAGUCACCCAUUUGGUGGCAGGUGAUAAUGGCACGCUGGAUGAUUCUAUAAAAAAAUGGGAAAGACAACCAGAACGUGAUUAUUUUUUUGACACCUCUAUACGAGAAUCGGAAUCAGGUCAAGUGUCCGAAAUAGAGAAACCUCCUGAUUUAAUCGUUGAAACACCAUCGGUUAAUGAAAUUACUGAUGAUGAAGAAUUACUAAGCCCACAGGAACGUCAAGAACAUUUCUUAUCGACUGAUUGGAAAUCAGUCUUACGCGAGGUCGAUGAAGAAAUUGGUGAAUGGGGUGAUACAAGUGCUUUAGACGAAAGCGAGACUGAAA